GCGGCCAGCUCUGCCUCAGGAGCCCAGGCUGCCCUGUCCCCCCGUUCUCGCUGCCCGCGUGGAGCCAUGAGCUGCGUCCUGAACAGCGUCGUCCCCCUGGGGCUGGUGUUGCUGGUCUGCGGAGCCCAGGGCUUCUUCCUGCCCAACGUCACACACCUAGAGAAGCUGCUCGGCAAGUACCAGCAGGACGGGCCGCACUCCCGGGGCCGGAGGGCCAUCCCCAGGUCGGACAAGGAGGAGAUCCUCUCGCUGCACAACAAGCUGCGGGGCCAGGUGUACCCCCCGGCCUCCAACAUGGAGUACAUGACCUGGGAUGAAGAGCUGGAGAGGUCGGCGGCGGCGUGGGCCCAGGAGUGCAUCUGGGAGCACGGGCCUACCGGUCUGCUGGUGUCCAUCGGGCAGAACCUGGGCGUACACUGGGGCAGGUAUCGCUCCCCUGGCUUCCACGUGCAGUCCUGGUACGACGAGGUGAAGGACUACACCUACCCCUACCCCCACGAGUGCAAGCCCUGGUGCCCCGAGAGGUGCUCGGGGCCCAUGUGCACCCACUACACUCAGAUAGUCUGGGCCACCACCAACAAGGUCGGCUGUGCUGUGAACACCUGCCAGAAGAUAACUGUCUGGGGAGAAGUUUGGGAGAAUGCGAUCUACCUCGUCUGCAAUUACUCUCCAAAGGGGAACUGGAUUGGAGAAGCCCCCUACAAAAACGGCCGGCCCUGCUCCGAGUGCCCGCCCAGCUACGGCGGCGGCUGCAAGAACAACCUGUGCUACCGAGAAGAGACUUAUGACCAAAAGCCUGAAACGGACGAGAUGAACGAGGUGGAAGUGGCCCCCAUCCCUGAAGAGAAGCACGUUUGGGUCCAGCCGAGGGUCGUCAGACCCUCGAAGCCCAAGAAGACCCCUGCCGUGAACUACAUGACCCAAGUUGUCAAGUGUGACACCAAGAUGAAAGACAAGUGCAAAGGGUCCACGUGCAACAGGUACCAGUGCCCAGCAGGCUGCCUGAACAACAAGGCGAAGAUCUUUGGGACUCUCUUUUACGAAAGUGCGUCCAGCAUCUGCCGGGCAGCCAUUCACUAUGGCAUCCUAGAUGACAAAGGGGGCCUGGUGGACAUCACCAGGAACGGGAAGGUCCCCUUUUUUGUCAAGUCUGAGAGGAACGGUGUGGAGUCUUUGAGCAAAUACAAGUCUUCCAGCUCCUUCACGGUGUCAAAAGUGAAAGUGCAGGACCUGGACUGCUACACCACCGUCGCUCAGCUCUGCCCAUUUGUGAAGACGGGGACCCAUUGCCCAAGAGUUCAUUGUCCGGCGUACUGCAAAGAAGAGCCGUCCUACUGGGCUCCCGUGUAUGGGUCCAACAUCUAUGCAGAUACCUCGAGCAUCUGUAAGACCGCCGUGCACGCGGGAGUCAUCGAGAACGAGAGCGGGGGCUACGUGGACGUGAUGCCCGUGGAUAAGAAGAAGACCUACGUGGGCUCGCUCAGGAACGGCGUUCAGUCUGAAAGCUUGAGGACCCCUCGAGAUGGGAAGGCCUUCCGGAUCUUCGCUGUCAGGCCGUGAACCUCCGGUGCGGGGGAGAAGGGGGCAUCUUCAGGAGGGCUUUGGGGGUGUGCUUUUUAUUUUUAUUUUGUCAUUUUGGGGGUGGGCUGGGGAUAAGGAGAGUCAGGAAACUUCCUUGAGUGGCAUUCAGUGUCACAUCCUUCGUGCCUUUGUCUCAUCUCCACGCCGUGGAGAAACAGCAUCCUUGGGUCCUGACCAGACAACUGGUGGGCAGUCCUGUCUACACCUGGGGGUCUCCACCUGGGUGCCCUCUCUGCACAGUCACCCCAGAUGUUCCUUCCUUCGUGUUCUCUUGUGGGUUUCCAAACCCGCAAAGAGCACAGAGGAUUUGGAGCUUAGACGGCAAGGCAUUCAGGGGCGUGGGAAGAGGCAUAUUGAGCGCGCUCAGGGUGAGUUUCAGGAAUGGAGUAGAAGGUAGUUAUUUAAAAAAUUGAAAAACGCAGUCCGUCCCUACCAAUGGAGAAAAAUGGGUUUAAUGUUUGCUGGUCAGACAAACGGGCCGGAACAAGGGGCCGGGGGAGGGGAGACUCAGGCUCUGCCCUGGCACCUGUCCUCUCGAGCAUCCUGCCAUGUGCAGGCUGGUUCUAUAUACAGCAGUGCUGGUUUAUUUAGAGUUCAGCAGUAACUCCAGAGAUUUAUCUUGUCUUUGUUCUUCCUUCAUCCACGUGGCCCAUCUGUUUGCUGCCAUGACCUUUGGUCUCGAUGGGGACUAAUGAACUAGGAUCCUUUCUUUACCCCCUACCCAUUGUGGCUCACGCCCCAGCCCGGACAAGUUUAUGUGUCAUAUUUCACACCAGGGUCUUUGCUUUGCAAGCAAUUCUGUUUGAAACCCACUUUUUUUUAAACUCCUAGUCUCUGUUGGUUCCAUUGAGGUGUCUAAAAACAGCCAAAGAAGGGCUAUUUUGUUGCUGCUUUUAAAAAACGACAAUUAAAUGUGCAGAUUCCCCAUCCGUCAGAUGACCUAUUUUUUAGCAGUGGGAGGAAUGGAUUCCUUAGUACAUUCCUCGCCGAGGUUAACAGCUCUGGGAAGAGGAAUCGUUUGUGGUUAUGAAACCGUCCUGCGGCAUAAUGACAACAGGAGAUGGGAACACUCUAGAAGGAUUUCUCGUCCUGUUUUUGUGGAACAACUCUUGCCAAAUGUUCCUGAGGCUCCGAGGAGUGCGGUGCUCUCUGGCUUCCAUCAUUUUAUAAGAGUUCUUCGUAAGCCCAGACCAAAAACCCACAGUGAAAUAAAAUACCCGUUUGUAAAUAGCAUUUCUCUGCAGAAGGUAAAAUUCCACCCUCCACCACCAAGCUGGCCAAUAUAUCACUUUUGUGAGUGCCGGUUUCAAAUUUGAUUUCACUCUCCAUCAAAAUGUUUCAAAAGCAAAGGAACUAGCAGAAAGUAAAAAAAAAAAAAAACUAAACUAGUCUAGACAAGGAAAUCUAUCUGGGAACUAGGGGGGUGCGUCGUUGAGUGCAUCUCUAAUUAAUGCAGAAACUGAAGGUAAAUAGCCCCACCCCCCUUGAGGGUGUCUGUAAAAGUAAUGAAACUCUUAGCUUGACAGAGCUGAAGUUAGCAAGGCUGAGUUUUUUCUUGUGCAUUGUGGGCUCGUAGUAAUUCAUAGCUUCUGACUAUUCAACCCGAAAUGUCAGAGCGAAAGAAUUUGGUCAGUCAGUCAGAUAUUGUGUCUAGUUACAGCCAAAGAUCUGAGUACUUGGAAACUUCUGGAUUCUAGGUGUUUGUGCUGCUGGACUUCUUCUCCAUUGGACCUGUGCUUUGUCACCAGCCUUCUGUGGCUAUGGCUAUGUCGAAACUGCGAGUUUGGGUUUUUAGAAUUAGUGACAGUCCAGGGGUAUUUCAGUGGGUUUGCUCUUGAAGCGUCCUACCCAAGCGAGAAUCUGAAACUUCCAGGGCGAGUUGACCCCAUCAUUUUAAAAUAAAGUUCCCGGCUUCCUGAACGCCUCCUUAGCCGGCCCGUCUAACGGGAUGGAGAGCACUCGCCCAGAGCCAGAUCUUGCUGUCUUUUUCGUCCUCGGGAACAUUUUGAAACUGGAACCAUUUUUCUUCUGAAAAUGGAAACAAAGCUACAAAGUAUAAGCCCCUGUAAUCAGGGACGGCCUCUGAUUUUGUGUGUUUAACAGGCCCAUUGCACCAUCGGCACUUACCCCAUAAAAAGACCGUAAAUCAGGCCAACAGUGUUUCUGGGUCUCCUGCCCCUAAAAUGAAAAGUUUCAGUUUCCUUCAGACUUUUGCCCCCCGUGUUCUGACUUUUCUUGUCGUCUGUAGGCUUACUCAGCCCGCAGCCUACGUGUGUGCUUUUUUCUAUGAAAAAUGAUGUAUUUUACUACUUCCUAUGUACAAAAGUUUAUUGUAAAUUUUUUUUGUGUGCUUUGCAUGAACAGGGACCACGUUGCUGUUGUUUCAAUAAAACUGGUUUGAUUUCUAAGACGUUUCUGUGACGUAUCUUUUAUGGACAAAUCUGAACAGUUUGUGAAAUAAAAUGUUUAAAACCUC
This is a messenger RNA of Diceros bicornis minor, 4057 nucleotides long. RefSeq names its product cysteine rich secretory protein LCCL domain containing 2 (gene CRISPLD2). Gene Ontology annotation, cellular component: extracellular region. The transcript is spliced from 14 exons. The record is from RefSeq and is a predicted model, not a curated record. The coding region runs from base 67 to 1560 and encodes 497 amino acids. NCBI's taxonomy places the organism in Eukaryota, Metazoa, Chordata, Mammalia, Perissodactyla, Rhinocerotidae.